This is a messenger RNA of Symbiodinium sp. CCMP2456, 462 nucleotides long. The record is from the annotation of a GenBank genome assembly. NCBI's taxonomy places the organism in Eukaryota, Dinophyceae, Suessiales, Symbiodiniaceae.
AUGGCUGCCUCGACUAUCAUCCCAUCAGUGGAGUACGUGCCCGUGGACACUGAUCUCCGGAAGCUGCACAAGGUUGGCAAGACCUAUCGUGAUCUCCCAGCAGACAUCUAUGGACUGGCCAUAGCGGUCAGUGUCGUCGACCUGCCGGAGGUGAUCACCUGCAGAGCGACGAAGGCUCAGACGGCGGGCGUCCUUUUCGGAUUCACCGCCCUGAGUGUGAACCUGUGGCUUCAAGGACUAAUCCUGUACUAUGUGAACCACUACAUUGUGCAGGGUGCAGUUCACGAAGCGCAGGAAAACUACGCCGAAUUCCACAGAAAGGUUUUCGAUGAGGAUGGCAAUUUCUUGCAUGACGUGUGGCAAACCUAUGACACGGACAAGUACGCAGCCCUUUGCAAUAUGGCAGUCAGCAAGCUGUACUUCUCUGCCUCUGGGCUUUGCUUGCGGGCUUUCAGUGAUUAG